AUGCACUUCACUCUGGCCUCGGUCGUGGGGCUCGCGGGGCUGGCGGCGCAGGCGGCGGCGCACGGGCUGGUGGAGAAGCCCGCGACGCGAGAACCGGGGACGGCGACGGCGGCGGCGUGCGGCAAGACCAUGGCCAAGUUCUACCAGAGCGACAACACGUCGUACCCGGAGGCGCUGUUGCGGUCGAACCCCAAGGGGCUGACGGACGGGUACGACGCCAAGAAGUGCAACCUAUGGCUGUGCAAGGGCUUCCAGUUCGCCGACAACACGGCCCAGGUGCAAAAGUACAAGGCCGGCGACGUGGUCGAUCUUGAGGUCUUCAUCCGCAUCCCCCACAAGGGCUACGCCAAUGUGAGUGUGGUCGACACGACGACCAACACGGUCAUCGGCCCGCCGCUAAUCGCCUGGGCCGACAACUACGCCGCCACCAACCGCCCGCCCGCCGACCAGACAAAGUUCAGCAUCAAGGUGCCCGACCUCGGCGCCAAGUGCACCACGCCAGGCGUCUGCGUCAUCCAAUGGUACUGGCUCGGCCAGGGCCAGACGUACGAGUCGUGCAUCGACUUCACCACGCCCGCGCCGGCGCCCGUCGAGCACGAGCACGAGCACUCGCGCCGAGCCAUCCGCGGCCAGACGCGGCAGUGA
Lasiosphaeria miniovina is the source of this 645-nucleotide messenger RNA. RefSeq lists its product as uncharacterized. The coding region runs from base 1 to 645 and encodes 214 amino acids. Lineage: Eukaryota; Fungi; Ascomycota; Sordariomycetes; Sordariales; Lasiosphaeriaceae. The record is from RefSeq and is a predicted model, not a curated record. The transcript has 2 exons.